AUGAUUAGUGAUGAUAGUAUUAUUUAUGGAUGGAUCUGGUCAGAACCCACUGCUACAGAACGUUGACAUUAAAUUUCUUCGUCAUUACAUACUCUGUGUCUUUCCCUGAACACUUCCAUCUGUUGUGUUUGGCCCGUCUCCUUCUCCAUUGGUUUUUUGAUUUCGGGGAUGGUGUUUUUGUGAGAGAAGCUGAAAGAUUACAUCAGUUGUGCCCUUUUAAAUUCAGGAGGAAAUUUGCCAUGAUCACUGGGUAUUUGUGCUAAAAGUGCAGUCUUUUUGCUGGAAGUGGAUUCUGGGACUGGUGAUCAGAGGAGGGUUUUUGGUUUCGGUUUCGAGAAUCUUGUUGGUUGAGAAAUUGGGUUGUGAAACACCUUGAGAUUUAGAGUGGAUUAAUUGGAUCUUCAGUUAAGUGGAAAUGAUUGGAAGGAAAAAUGCAGGGCGUGCGUCGCCAUUAUUGUUGGUGUUAUUGGCGUUUGGUUUCUUCAUUGCAACAUAUAAUUUGUUGAUUUUGGUGAUGCACAAGGGUAAUAGGAGUGAUGCAGGGGAGUUGCAUGAUCCUAUUGUUAGUAGGCCAGAUGAGCUGAGAGGGGGAGGUGGUGCAAAAUUCCAUGUUGCGCUGACAGCUACGGAUGCACCUUAUAGCAAAUGGCAAUGCCGGAUUAUGUACUAUUGGUACAAGAAAAUGAAAGAUGUGCCUGGAUCAGAUAUGGGAGGCUUUACUCGGAUUUUGCAUUCGGGAAACCCUGAUAACUUGAUGGAGGAGAUCCCUUCAAUUGUUGUAGAUCCUCUUCCAGAAGGGCUUGAUCGGGGCUACAUUGUUUUAAAUAGACCUUGGGCAUUUGUGCAGUGGCUGGAGAAAGCCACAAUAGAGGAAGAAUACAUUCUAAUGGCAGAACCUGAUCACAUAUUUGUUAAUCCAUUGCCAAAUUUGGCUCAUGGAGAUCAUCCGGCAGCAUUCCCCUUUUUCUACAUAAAACCAGCUGAGAAUGAGAAAAUUAUGAGAAAAUAUUAUCCCGAAGAGAUGGGUCCAGUGACCAAUGUUGAUCCAAUUGGCAAUUCUCCAGUAAUUAUCAAGAAGUCGAUUUUGGAGAAAAUUGCACCUACAUGGAUGAAUGUGUCCUUGCGGAUGAAGGAUGAUCCAGAGACUGAUAAGGCCUUUGGCUGGGUUCUAGAAAUGUAUGGGUAUGCAGUUGCAUCUGCUUUGCACGGAGUGCGGCAUAUUCUCCGUAAGGAUUUCAUGCUACAGCCCCCAUGGGAUUUGGAAGUUGGCAAUAAGUUCAUCAUUCAUUAUACGUAUGGAUGUGAUUACAACAUGAAGGGAGAACUAACAUAUGGUAAGAUUGGGGAAUGGAGAUUUGACAAGAGAUCUCAUCUUCGUGGUCCCCCCCCAAGAAACCUAUCGCUACCACCUCCCGGCGUUCCUGAAAGUGUGGUGAGGCUUGUCAAAGCAGUGAAUGAAGCGAGCGCAAAUAUUCCUAACUGGGACACACAGUAAAAAUCGGCUUGGGAUUUAUGCGUCUGGUUUGUAUCAUCUUGGGAGCUUGAAGAUCCAAUUGUACAAUACUUCUGAAACUCCUUUUGUCCCGGCCCUUCAUAAUGGUUAGAUGCACAAACACAAAGUAAUGAGAAAAAAGCGCACUAUAGAAGAAGAUAUGAUUUUUGUCGACAGUGCGUACCCUUUUUGACGCCUACAUAUAACAUCAAAACAAUGGAACUAAUAUUCUUUUGUGCAAAUAUAUUCCUGUACUGAUUUUUUAUACUUUGCUCCCUUGAAAUCUCUAUGAAAGUUUGAUUCUUAUGCUCAA
Messenger RNA from Sesamum indicum (sesame), 1805 nucleotides. RefSeq names its product hydroxyproline O-arabinosyltransferase 3. Lineage: Eukaryota; Viridiplantae; Streptophyta; Magnoliopsida; Lamiales; Pedaliaceae. Gene Ontology annotation, molecular function: glycosyltransferase activity. The record is from RefSeq and is a predicted model, not a curated record.